AUGAGUUCGAACGAGAAUGAAGGGGUGAACUUUGAACUCUACCGCUAUACACCAUCUCUGGUGGCAGCAAUUGUUUUCAUUGUUCUGUUUGUCCUUGCGACUUCCUACCACCUUUACCAAGUUGUUCGUACACAAUUCUGGUACUUUACCAUCUUCGUCGUUGGAGGAGCCUUUCAAAUAAUAGGUUACAUUUGCCGGGCGCUCGCCCACAACGACAAAGAAAACAUCCCAAUAUAUUCAGUUGGCACGAUCAUGAUUCUUCUUGCUCCUCCUCUCUAUGCAGCAUCCAUAUACAUGACCCUGGGUCGACUCAUUGUGCACUUGGACGCCGAGAGCUUGAGUCUGGUGCCAGUAAAAUGGCUUACUGCAAUCUUCGUCACAGGGGAUGUGAUCGCGUUUGUGAUGCAAGCAGCAGGCGGCGGAAUCAUGGCAAGCGGAACUCUUAGCGCGAUGGCCACUGGCGAGCACAUCACAAUUGGCGGUCUUGCCGUACAAUUAGUGUUCUUCAGUGUGUUUAUCAUAGCUUCUUCAAUCUUCCAUUACCGGAUUCGGAAUGCUCCGACUGAGAAGUCUAUUGGCCGAUCUCGGUCUCGCUCAAGUACUUGGGAAGCCGUCAUGACCGGGCUGUAUGUGGCCAGCGUUCUCAUUCUCAUUCGGUCAAUUUUCCGAUUGAUCGAAUACGCUCAAGGCAACGAUGGAUAUCUCAUCAGCCAUGAGGUAUUUAUGUAUGUCUUUGAUUCGAUGCUCAUGUUCUUCACUAUGAUUGCAAUGAGCAUUUUCCACCCCUCGAAGGUUCUCUCUCAGCCAUCGAGACUACGACGCUCGACAGCAGUCUAG
Penicillium egyptiacum is the source of this 837-nucleotide messenger RNA. Lineage: Eukaryota; Fungi; Ascomycota; Eurotiomycetes; Eurotiales; Aspergillaceae. The record is from the annotation of a GenBank genome assembly.